Lytechinus variegatus (green sea urchin) is the source of this 4593-nucleotide messenger RNA. Its product is annotated as ankyrin repeat domain-containing protein 17-like. The record is from RefSeq and is a predicted model, not a curated record. The coding region runs from base 882 to 2471 and encodes 529 amino acids. Lineage: Eukaryota; Metazoa; Echinodermata; Echinoidea; Temnopleuroida; Toxopneustidae. Gene Ontology annotation, molecular function: protein binding. The transcript has a single exon.
CAUUGUCGGAUGCCAUGAAGAUACUUUGAUAUCAGUCGCUUCGUGAUGCCGGUUGUCUAUACCACCAUAAAAACUGACAGCGACGAUCAAUUUCGAUACAUUCUUAAGAGUUUAAAGCUUGGUCUUCAACUCGUCUGGACAUUUUCGCCAUCUUUUUCUCUCUUCCCGUCUCACAGUCUCAACAUUGUUUCAGGAAAGCUUUUUUGAGCAGCGCGUGUGUCGAAUGAUAUUGGAGAGACAAUAGAUGGUGUGGCGCGGAAAUAAUUACACCGUGAAAGCGCGAGAUGCCUGAAUACGGAAUGAUAAUCAUAUUCGCCAAGGGAGGAGAAAUUGCUUUCUUGUCUCGAGGAUGUUAUCUCAUAUGAAAAACAGGCGCUGACAUAAAGUAUACACUUCCCGUCUUCAUUCUUCUGGAUGGAAACUAGUCUGAUACUCAUUUGAUAUGCGUAAGAUAGUAAGGAUGUGUUUGCCAACUGCUCAAAACAAUAUUCUUGAUAUUCUAUGAGGAUUCGCAUGAAAGGACAAUACUGAAGCUUUAUAAAACAAUGAUGAACUAAGAUAAUUCAUGUUUUCUCUUCGUAUGACUGAAAAUGGAGAUAACAUUCUUUUCAUCUCCUUGUUUCCUCAGGCAAAUUACAUCCUACAUGGAAUGAUACUAUAGUGUGUGUUUUUCUACUACUAAAACUGACAACGUUUAGAACUCGCUGUUUUUUGUUCUUGUCUUGCACACCAAGGAUAUUGCCAUAAAGGAUAUUCAACUUAUAGGGAGCAAUUUCUAUGGAGCAAGAAUUGUGUGUGACUAAUGACAUUUUGAAUCAAGUCUGAGAAUUAAUUUCUCUAGAACAAAUAAAACGCGAUUACUGAACAUUAAAAAAAUUAUCAUGUCGAGUCAUGGUGAUGGUGGUUCGCCGACCAUGUCCUCUAUUUUCCGUCGCAUACCAUCGGUUCGCGAGAGAGCUCGUCGAGGGAGUCUUGGUCAGAUUUCGGGUGGAGCUGCCAUUCAUGAUGCCGUAGCCAAGGGCAAGAUCCAUCUUGCCAAGUUCAUUCUCGAUGCUGUCGAGGGUCAGGCGGUGGUCAACUCGCGGGACUCGCAUGGGAAAACCCCUCUGAUCAGAGCUAUGAAAAUCGACGACGGUCAGACUCGAUUAAAGGUCGUCCAGCUUUUGCUUCAACAUGGAGCCAAUGUAAAUCACCGGGAUAAUAUGGGUCGGACUGCACUCAGCUAUGCUGCCGAAUUUCAGUAUAAGGAUGUUAUCAAGAUUCUGGUAAAGAACAACGUGGAUCCGAACAUAGUAGACAACAAUGGCAAUACUCCUUUGAUUUACUGCAGCAUGGUCGGGAAUGCGACGGGGAUACUGAUUCUGACAAGAUCGUUUCGAAGAUUAGGCUUAGACGUGGAUAAACUGAAUGGAGAAGGGAUGAGUGCGUUAAUGUUGGCCGCGAAAAAUGGUGAUAUGGAAUGUGUGAAGCUUCUCACCCACGAGGGUAAGGCCUCCUUAGAUCAAAGGGACCAGUUUCAGAACAUGACUGCCGCAGAAUGGGCUCGCGAGGGAGGAUGUUCCACGCCAGAAAUGGAGGCAUUUUUGCCGAAAAUUCGUCGCCAGUCGAAACCGACAGAUACUAGCCCAACGAAACAAGACUGCGAUCCCCGGUCGAACUUGAAAAAGAACGAAAGUAUAGAAUCAAGCUGUUCAAGUAAUGAUGGAUACAGCCCUCGUGCCAAUGAUAGCAAGGAAAGCUCAAGCGAAGAACUAUCCCCAAGACAAAAUUACCUGAAGGGAACAAUAGCCGUACCUACACCACCCUCAUACCGGAAGAACCCUCAGCUACAUAUGGACGCGUUGUCGCGACGUUUUCACGCCCUACAUCCGGUCAAAAACAUCCAUGAUAUCCCAGGUGUAAGAAAACAAAUUAUCGAAAUGAAACGAGCAAGUUUACCAGAAGUUACAAACCCGGACUCACUAGGAUAUCAUUGUGAAGAAGAAACCGUCAACCUCAACCAGGAUUCAGACAACCGGUCAGGGUCGAACACUAUCUUCAUAAAACGGACAAAACCUUCUGUACCACGCCGCCCAUUAUCUGCCAUUAACCGCAACUCGAAUCAGAGACAGUCGAAGAGCUUCGAUGGCUGUACGUAUGAAAGAAGCUCAAAUUCCGACGAGGACGUAAGCGUACAGAAGAAGAUGGGACAAUCUUUGUCAAAUCUGUACCUUGAAAAUCCCCACUCCAAGAACUUGCUCAACUUGUCCUUCUUGAGUCGGAGCACCGAAGCGCUUUCCCCGAUGUGCUCUUCGCCCGACACUGCUUCUAUGCGACAAAGCGUGAACAGUACCACCCAUAUUAAUGUGGACAUUGACAAUUACAAGUCACCCCAAAUAGAACACAUGUUGAGGGUUGAUUUACACGGCCAAGGUGAUCAGACACCGCGCCUUCCUCCUCUUUCCCCAAAGCGUGUUGUGACUGGACAAUAGAUUAGAGCUGUCACUUUCGUUAUAUAAUAAUUAUCAUCAUAUCUGUGAAUGUCAUGACGGAUUUCGUUUUUCAAUGUUUUUUUUAAAUAUUAUUUUUAUUUACUGUAUUAUAUCAUCAAACAGAAGUCAAUUAGAAAUAUGAGGCUAAUUAGUGUAUUGUUAGUAAGGUGCCACAGAACCAGGAUUGGCGGGAGGGGGUAACCCCCACACUUUAUCCUCAUUAAAAGUACACCAAAACGUAAAAGUUAUUAUCACAUUCUGAUUUUAUAUCUGUUCAGCCCCCCCCCCCCCUCCCUCCCAUUUUCGAAAUCGUUGGGCGGACCCUGGUUUUAAAUUUGUAUGAACUUUUUGCCUGGAAAGUCUUCCUCGUAUCUUUAUUUUAUAACGUUGGAUUGCUUGGAAUACUCGUGAUGAAGAACGUGUUGUAUCCAUAUUUCCAUACAAUUCCUCUAUACUCAUCUAAAUGGUGAAUGGUUAUUUUAGUGCAAUAUGUAAGAUAUAUCUUACCAACUUAUCGCAUUGACAGAUAUAGUGAUAUAAUGAUUUGCAGGCCAAAUCCUCUUUAUUUUGUACUUUUAUAAUGAAAUUGGGUGUUUAGGUAAUUGAUUUUGUAUUUGGUGAAGUGGUUGUUGAAAGUGGUGACAAGUUGUCUAUUUUUCUUCCCAGCUGAAUGAAAGUUAAGGUGCUCGGAUCUAGAUUCACGAUGCUUUGAUUAGAAAUAUUAUACGGUUGAGUAUCUUUUAAAUAAACUCCUCUAAAGUAAAUGUACAUCAGUGCAUUGCUAACACUAACUUUUUCUAUUUAUACAAUGCACAAAUGAUGAAAAAAAUUCUCUGUGUUUGGUAAAAUACGUCAGUAUUCUACAUUUAUUUCAUGAUGAGGUACAUCCUUUUUCCAUGCCUAACAUUAAUAUUGAACGUAAAUACGUAUACACACGUAUGAUUUGAAUGCAUUCGAAAGAAUUUGGAGACAGUGAAGAGAUUGUAAAAAGGGGAUUAUUUUUUUAAUAUUUCAAACACGGAAUUAUUGAGCUGUGUCAGUAAAACAAGAAGUAUAUUUUUUUGCAAAAUCCAACCUAGGCCCAAACUCCCCCUAUUGCCAGGCGGCACAUAGACAUAUAAUCACUGAGUGCAGCGCAGUGUGAUUUUUAUUGACAACAGCAGUGUUUCUGGUCAGAAUGGUCAAACCUAAAUUUAUGGUAUUUAUUUGAAGAGUAUGUUUUGUAAUGUACUGUAGAAAUGGAUCUACCGAUCAACACAUGCAUCAUGUUAAUGUGCUGUUUCUAUAAGACAUAUAUUGGUUAUAUUUUGGAUAUCACUGUCAUGUGUUUUUCUUCCUAAAGAACAACAAAAAAGUUCUCUUACUUUGAUACAAGUCUGUUAAAACUCAGUUACACAAAAUCACACAUACACACCCACACACCGACAGUUACUUGCAUUGAUAUUGAAACGGACGUGCUUAAUCAUUGAUUUUAAUAUUUUGAGAUAAUUUGGAGACAGAGCAUUCAGAAUUGAGUUGGCCUACUCCCAAUCAAAUGAAUUGCUUUUUUAAUGCUUUUAUGAUAGUGCUCGAUUCAUUAGUCAAUUCUGGACAGAAGUUUCAAUAUUUCCUAUGUUUAAUUAAUGACUGAGGAUAUAAAAUAUGAAGUGAAAAUUUUAGCACUAGACCGGUCGUUUUGUUCAUGGGAAUAAAUGGCAAAAGCCGUCAACAUGCAAGCCAUUCGAUCAGGAACAACAGUACCAAAAUAUUUUUUCAGCCAUAUUGACAAUAUCUUUCAGAAAAAAUCCUUCCUUCUUUUCUCUGCCAUAUUUUUUUGUCAUGGUCAUUAAAUGAAAGACUCUUUCAAAAUUACUACAUUAACACACUAUCACAUUGUUCCCCCUCUGAUGAAAAUUGUUUACCAUUAUUUAAUGAUACGAAGUUGAACCCGAUUGUAUUUAUUAGUAAGGUAUGCGUCCUUUGUGUGACAUGCACUUUGUUUAUGUAAUAUUUCAAUUUUUGACAUUCAUCUGAUUAUCAAUGUUGUAAUACGACUCUGUGAGUUGUUGUAAAGCAAGAAUGACCAUAACUGCAAACUAGUAUCCCUUUAUGGACACAAUAAAUGAAUGAAUGUAAUACUGAA